Messenger RNA from Plectropomus leopardus (leopard coralgrouper), 1155 nucleotides. Lineage: Eukaryota; Metazoa; Chordata; Actinopteri; Perciformes; Serranidae. The record is from RefSeq and is a predicted model, not a curated record.
AAAAGGGUCAAUGGUGGGUGGCUGUAGGAGAAUGCGAAAAGAAGUGAUUUUGCCAAACACAAACAAGAUAAAAACCAAAAUAUAGCAAAAAGAAAAAAGGACGACAGUAUCAUUUGUUAAAUUCAGACCCCUGGAAGACUCCCAGAGCAGCCAAAAGAAGAACCAACUCUCUCCGCCUCCCUCUUUCCCUCCCUUCACUCUCCUCCUCUGCUUUCCCCAGCACUCUCAGCCAUCCAUGAGUGUGACCAACUCCUCUGCCUAUCGAUCGGAGCGUAGUUUCCACCAGACUUCAUCCUCAUCCUCAUCUUCCAGUAACCCAUACAUGGAGAAGAGCCGGGGACUGUUCGCUGAGGACUUUGGCUCCUUCAUGAGGCCUGGGAGCGACGCCUUGGGGUUUUCCAGUGGAUCUGGAAAUAUCAAGACUCUUGGGGAUUCAUACCAGUUCACAGUUGAUGUGCGAGACUUCUCCCCUGAAGAUGUCAUUGUCACCACAUCCAACAACCAGAUUGAAGUUCGGGCAGAAAAGCUGGCCCAGGAUGGUUCUGUGAUGAACACUUUCACACACAAGUGCCAACUACCUGAAGAUGUGGAUCCCACCUCAGUGACAUCAUCACUGGGCACCGAGGGGACCCUAACAGUCAGGGCACGGCGACACCCGGCCAAACACGAGCUCGUACAGACCUACCGCACCGAGAUCAAGAUCUAGAGAGGGACCUGCUUUCUCAUCACAAACCUCUCACUUUUGUGUUUUUAUGCUACUUCCUGUAUUUCCUGUCUUCACUCAAACCAUUCUUUACUCUCAACCCUCAACAGAGAGUUGGCACUGUGCUCUUUAAAACAUGCCACAUCCUCCCUCCAUGACUGCAACAACACCUGUUGAUGCUCAUUUAUGUUCUGAGUUAGUUCAACAUACACAACAACAUGUCAUGCCUUCACAUAACUUGCUCUAACACGGGGGCUGGACAUGUACAGCAUUUUCACAAAUACACACACAUACACACACAAGCACACACAUAUAUACAUACAAAACAAUUAACUGAUCAGUUUACUACUUCACCUUAAAGCAGUUCUAAAAAUGAAACUCACCUCUGAAAUUGCCACGUUGAUAAUAAUUUAUUGUAUAUUAUUUGUGUGAAUAAAAUGAUCCUGCUUUGA